CUGCCUUGCUGCUGUAAACUCCAAGGUUAACUUUGCUCAAGACUAGGAAAAAGCUGUGGCAGCUGUGCUCAGGCCAGCUCUGGAAAGCUGGAGUUAAGUGGUUUCUAAGCAGGUGCAGUAGAUCUAUGCAUUGUGGACAUUCACACAAGUCACAGCAGCAUGCAGGAGAACAGCAUGGAUCAGCCCACGUCUUUAUCGCAGCUUCUGCGUGAGAGUUACCUGGCCGAGGCCCGAGCUCAUCACAGACACGGCGAAUCCAGCUGCAUAGACAGCCCUCGCCGCCUGGUGUACGGGACGCUCAAGGAGAAAGCGGACGACACAGAGCCACAGUUCCCGGACCUGUCUGCCUUCCUGAGCCAGGACGAACUGGACAAGAGCGUGGAUCUGGCCUGCAAAGCGUUCAGCAGCGAUCCUCGAGAACGUGAGGAGAGAUCCGACGCACAUCCACCAGUGAGCCACUAUAAUCUUCCUUCCAGCAAACCCACUCCAGAAACAGAGGUCAUUUCAGAAAGACAAACAGUCCAGACUCCCAUCCAAGAUAAUGCGAUCAGGAACGUCAGAAGUGCUAGGGAGCCUGCGGCGGAUUUCAAAAGACCUCAGAGAAACGCUCCAUAUGGCUUGGAGACCCAAUCCAAGAAGGAGUUCCUCAACAAAGCAGCUGACUUCAUAGAAGAGCUUUCGUCUCUGUUUAAAGCCAGCAGCUCCAAGCGAAUUCGGCCUCGUGCUUGCAAAACCCACCGGAGCCGAUUCCAGAACAAAACCCAGCUUGAUGGCACUUCGUACUCCAUUGAUGCAGAAGAUCGAGAAAGACCUAUUCUGCUCAACCAGCAGAUGGAGGAGCCGAUGGAGAAGAGUGGAGUCACGGAGGAGCCUCAGGAGCCGGCUCUGAUUCAGACUGAGAGCUCGGAGGAACCCGUGUGUGAACCUCCACACUUCAUACAGAAACUCAAAAGCAGGGAGGUUCCUGAGGGCAGUAAAGUCCAGUUGGAUUGUAUCGUCAGAGGACUGCCUGCUCCUGAAGUUCGGUGGUUUUGUGAGGGUAAAGAGUUGGAAAACAGUCCUGAUAUUCAGAUCAUCGCUAAUGGUGAGCGACACACUCUGAUCAUAGCAGAGGCGUUUGAAGAAGACACGGGCAGAUACUCGUGCUUUGCCUCCAAUUUUUAUGGCACAGACUCCACCUCAGCAGAAAUCUACAUUGAGGGAGCAUCUUCGUCAGAUUCUGACGAAGAAAAACAUUUUCAAGCAGAACUUCAUGAAAGAUCUCCUCAGCCCAAACCUGCUGUGGUCUUGGCAGAACCCAACACAUCUGCUGAAGACACCACACCAACUAUAACAACCACCUUCGCUGAACCACCAGCACAUUCUGACACCGAAGCAGUGCCACUGACUGAGCUGAUUGCUGACCCAAGCUCUAAGCAGGAAGAUACAGAACUUCUGAGUUCCAAGGUUGUCAGCUCUGAAAUACCUGUACUAGAACCAAACAUUUCUGUAGUAGAACCAACCAUACCUGUACUAGAACCAUCAAUGCCAAUAUCUGAGGUGGAACCCACUCCACCAAUUCCUCCACUGACCAUUGCCCCACCAUCACCUCCAUCCAGCCAAAGUAUCUCCGAUGUACUGUUAACAUCUCAACAGAGCAUUUCUGAGACUCUAAAUGGCAGCAGUAGUUAUCUUCAAAGCUUCGAUGUAAGGCCCAUGAUGGCAGCUCCUGUUUUUACGAAGAACCUCCAGGAUGUCCUGGCUGUAGAGAGUCAGUUGGUAGUUCUCGAGUGCAGAGUAAAAGGCAUUCCCUCCCCUAAAGUGGACUGGUACCGGGAGGGAACACUUAUUGAAGAUUCCCCAGACUUCAGAAUCCUUCAGAAGAAACCAAGAUCCAUGGCUGAAUCUGAGGAGAUAUGUACUUUGGUUAUUGCGGAGGUCUUUCCAGAGGAUUCUGGAACAUUUACUUGCAUAGCCAGCAAUAAAUAUGGCACAGUUUCCAGUACUGCGGUAUUGAGAGUAAAAGGACACAAUAAUAACAGCACCAAUCCUAAAACAACAAGCACUUUAACAGUGGAAUCCUCCCUCCAAAAGGUUCCGGCAACAGAACUGAUGUCAACAACUUUAAAGCAUAAACCAGAUGUUCCUCUGGUAAACAACAAGCUUCACUCAAGUAUGAUUUGCCUUGACCCUUUGAGAUCUGGAUUUAAGCAUUCAGACCUUCAUGACUCUGGAACGCCUCGCUCAGAUUCCCUAAAUCCUAGUACCCUUCGCCAUGAUCUCACCACUAGCCUACCUAGUCUAAACCAUCUCAGCAUUGGAAAAUACAGCUCAGAUACUUUAAGGACUAGUUUACCUCAGCUAGACCCACUCAGCUUCAGUUUUUCUUCACUGAACUCAGACUCAAACCAUAAGCCUCUCAGCUCUAGCACAACACACUUUGAUUCAGGAGGGUCCGGUUUUAAGCCUUCCACAGAAGUGACCCAACGUCCACCAAACGGAUCAGCCUCCAGCAUCACUAUGAGCUCUGAUGCAUCGGUAGAACCAUUACCAAAUGGUUCAAAACCAACCUCCAGCCCUUCUGUUACUAGUUUCCCACCAGUAAACUGCAGUAACCAUCAAGAGCGACCAACUGUUAAACCCAUACCAGAUCCCCCAACUUCUUGCCUCAAGACAAGACCCGAGGGUGUAUUAGGGAAUCACAACGAAUCCCGCUCUAGUUCCCAGGUUGGCCUCCGUGUAACCUUUAAACUCCUGGAAGAUGAAGACGAGGAGGAGAAAGGAAUGUCAUCUAAAGAACCACCACCAGUGUUGGCUAAACCAAAAUUAGACCCAGUGCAGCUUCAGAUCCUCCACAACCAGGUGCUUUUGGAACAGCGGCAGGAAGAUGCCUCCCCAAGCCAAGAUUCACCACAUUUAGACAGGACAAGUUGUGAGCCAUCGCCUGUCAAGCCAACUCACCCUCCUGCAAAUUCAGUUCCAUCCCAACUCCAACCACCUCCUCUUGUAAUGAACUCUGCUCCAAUUCCACUGCAGAUCCCUGCAUCUGUCCCUCUACUUCCUACAGCACCUGCUCCCAUAUUAAAAGCUGUACCUGUAUCCCAAUUGAGCAUGCCUUUAACCAAUUCCAUGCCCUUGCCCCAACUUACUCCAUCAGCCACAACCUUACACAACCACCUUCCAAUACCUCAACAAAAUCUGGUUCCUACUAUUUUAAAUACUGUUCCACUGGGUAUAGUUCCCUCUAACCUACUAACCCAACCGAAUGUGGUGCCCACUCCUCCUCAGCUGAAUUUGGGGCCAAUCUCACCCAGUGUGGCUCCAGUUACCCCUAUGCCAAGUGUGAUCCCAACAAUCCCAAUAACUCAACCAGGAGGAGCUCCCAACAUCCCUAUGCCUAUAAAUUUGGGACCUUCUGCACAGUUUCCUCAACUUUUCAUGGCUCCAACCACCCAACCAAACCCCAACCAUGUGGCCAAUGUUCCACCCGUUACUUCUUCCACUCAUAUUUCACAAAUAAACAUGAAUCCAACCAUGCAGAUAUACUCCGUUCCCAUUAGUGACACGAGUGUUGCCAGAACACAGGCACUGAUGUCACCUAAUGCAUCAGUGGUGAACAACACUGGACCAAAGUUAAAUACCACCACAAGUUCUCAUCCCAGCAUGGCUCCACAAGACACACAUUCUCAAGGUGUGUCGUAUCCACCCCUGAGUAAAAUCACCUCACCACAUCAAGUGAGAAAUCAACCUGCACCCAUCCCGAGUCCAAUGUCUCCACCUCCGUUGAUUGACACCCAGCCUCCACUUCCCGGGAUUAUUCCGAUCUCCACCCAGAGCUUCACCUACACAAGGCCGAAGGAGUUCAUUGCAGCCCAGAUGCUCUCUCCUAUCAGGAGUCCUUCCCCAACCGAGUCUCCUCUUCCAAUGCUCCAUGAAUUAGCUGCACAGAUAUUCCCGAAGUCGACACGAAUGCUCACGUCGCCCGUCAACCAGUCAUCUCCGUCCCCAAGAAAGUUCCCAACAAGAGUUCUGGAGUGUCCAAGCAGCCCACCAUAUGUGUCCUCACCACCUCUACUGCCUCCUGGGCUGGUGAAUUCACUGUUUUCUUUUAGAACUCAGUCACCCCCACAAGCUUCUUCACCAACGUCUAGCAGCUCCACUCCUAGCCCCAUCCAAAAUCCAGUGGCCUUCCUUAGUUCAGUCUUUCCUUCACUUCCAAUAUCUCCUCCGACCAAUGCCAUGGGCCUGCCGAAGAGGGCCCCACCUGGGCCUCAAGGUGCACUAAAGAAGAAUCAAAGAGGUUCCAGACUCAUGUCUGAUGAUGACAUCCGCGAGAGCAAGGAAACACUGUUACAAGAUAUUGAGAAGAAAUUGCAAUUUAAAGAUGAACAGCUUCGUUUUGGACAACAGAAACAGAGUUAUGGGGGGGACGUGAGCCGCCCGCUCGGACCAAACAUUCCCACCGCAACUGUCAUUAACUAUGACGAGGAAUACAAGGUGUCGAGCUUUGAGCAGAGGCUACUGAGUGAGAUCGAGUUUCAUUUGGAAAGAACUCCAGUUGAAGAGUCGGACGAUGAAGUUCAGCACGAUGAAAUUCCCUCUGGAAAAUGCAUCGCGCCUAUCUUCGACAAGAAACUGAAGCACUUCAGGGCUGUGGAAGGGAUUCCUGUCACAUUUACCUGUAAAGUUGUUGGAAUUCCAAUUCCUAAAGUUUACUGGUUUAAGGAUGGAAAGCAGAUUUUGAAGAAAAACGUGCACUAUAAGAAGAUCAGAGAGGGUGAUGGGACGUGUUCAUUACACAUAGAAGCCGUCACAAGUGACGAUGACGGCAAUUAUACAGUCAUGGCAGUGAAUCCACAGGGCAGAAUAAGUUGCUCUGGCCAUUUGAUUGUCCAAACGGGUCCCGUGCGAAACCGUCCCAUGGUUCACUCGCAGAGAGUCCGAGCACGUGUACAGGAAGUGGAGGGCGAGCCGGCUCAAGAGCGCUGCUUUCGUCCGCACUUCCUGCAGGCUCCGGGAGACAUGUCGGCUCAUGAGGGACGCCUCUGUAGGUUAGACUGCAAGGUGAGUGGGUUACCUCAUCCUGAAAUCAUGUGGCUUCUUAACGGGAAGCCCAUAUAUCCAGACCUCACUCACCGAAUGCUCGUGAGAGAAAACGGGAUCCAUUCUCUGGCUAUUGACUCUCUGACUCAAGCCGAUGACGGGACGUACACCUGCAUCGCCUCAAAUAAAGCGGGACAGAGUUCAUUCGGCCUCGAGCUCAGAGUAGUGGAAAAAGAGCUGAAGCAGGCGCCGCAUUUCGUGGAAAAGCUGCAGAACACGGGCAUCGCCGAGGGCUCCCCGGUGCGUCUGGGCUGCAGGGUUGUGGGAAUGCCACAGCCGCUCAUCUUCUGGAAGAAAGACAAUGACACAAUCCCUCACUCGAAGGACAGAGUCAGCAUGCAUCAGGACACGACAGGUUAUGUUUGUCUACUGAUUCAACCGACCAGAAAGGAAGAUGCUGGCUGGUACACGGUGUCUGCAAAAAAUGAAGCAGGAAUCAUAUCAUGCACAGCAAGACUAGACAUAUACGCUCAGUGGUAUCAGCACGUUCAUGCACCGAUGAAGAAAACGCAGCUCAGCGGGAGUCGAUACGCUGCUCUCACCGGCCAGGGUCUGGAUAUAAAGUCAGCAUUUUCCAUGAGCGACAACGGCCCCGUCAUAUUCUCUGCCUCCCAACCAGAGCGAAGGGUAGAAAGUGAGGAGCUGUAGAUGCUUGCAGGUUAAUGAUGGUGCACAGAGGAUUUAAAGACACGUUGUGUUGAGUGGUUGGAGUAACAAUCUAAAAGCAAACAAGGAUCUGAUGUUUCUGCACUCAUUUGUAGUUGUAUGUGUCUUUACACGGGCCUAUCAUUUAAAGGAAUAGUUCAGCCAAAUAUGAAAAAGGGCUAAAAAUCUGCUC
Sinocyclocheilus anshuiensis is the source of this 5920-nucleotide messenger RNA. It is a transcript of the gene mypn, whose product is annotated as myopalladin. Gene Ontology annotation, molecular function: protein kinase activity. Bases 160 to 5730 code for a protein of 1856 amino acids. The transcript is spliced from 21 exons. The record is from RefSeq and is a predicted model, not a curated record. NCBI's taxonomy places the organism in Eukaryota, Metazoa, Chordata, Actinopteri, Cypriniformes, Cyprinidae.